AUGGAUUUAUAUAAAACACCAUUUAUCUCAACUAAUUCUAGCGAUGUAAUUAUAUUAUGGAAAAAUGACAAACCUCUAUCAAAUGAAAAAGCAUCUAAUGUAUUCUUUCAUGUCUAUGAACAACAUAAUGAAACGUGUAAUGAAUACAAAGAACCUCAUGGAUUGGAUGAAAACUUUAUUUACUUUUUAAAUAAAACAGCUAAAAAUCUGGUAAAAAAAGUUAUUGCUGAAUCUGAAAAAUUGUUCGAAUGUGCUUUGAAAACUUAUAAAUUAAAUGCAACAAAAAGUGAUCAUGAACAUGAAUAUAAAGUGACAAAUAGAAAGUACAUAAAAAUAUGCAGGGACAAACGACCACCCAUAUCAGAUUCUAAUAGUUCAUUAACGUCCGAAUCGAAAUGGCUCAAUGACCAAGACGCCUUGGUGAAUAUUUCUGAAUACAUAAAACAGAAUUGGGAUUUGGAUCAAAGAUUUUUGUUCACUAUUGAAAAGACUGGCACAAUGAUAACUUGUAGUUCUACUUGUCACAAAUACAAGGUAGAGUUUUCGAUGCCUACACCGGAGUAUCCGAUUCCACAAUUAACGGUGAACGUGUUUUUUACCGUAGAGACAACGCCUUAUCUGUCGCUUCCGACUUACGUAAAGUAUCAGUUUGAGAUGGAUAGGCGUGUGUACGAGUUGGGGAAGCAUUCAUUCAAUAAGAAACGUUUUGAGCACCUGUUCAAGAUCAAACGCGACGUGUACGCGGAUAUCAAUAAGUAUACUUGGUGAUGAUCCGGACCAAGUGGUUGCAGUUGCGGUUUCAACUCUUAA
Molecule: messenger RNA, 810 nt
Organism: Sipha flava (yellow sugarcane aphid)
Lineage: Eukaryota; Metazoa; Arthropoda; Insecta; Hemiptera; Aphididae
Exons: 4
Cellular component (GO): cAMP-dependent protein kinase complex
Molecular function (GO): protein kinase A regulatory subunit binding
Source: RefSeq, a predicted model, not a curated record